This is a messenger RNA of Mytilus californianus (California mussel), 6520 nucleotides long. RefSeq lists its product as uncharacterized. Gene Ontology annotation, biological process: regulation of apoptotic process; signal transduction. The coding region runs from base 82 to 4119 and encodes 1345 amino acids. Gene Ontology annotation, cellular component: cytoplasm; nucleus. The transcript is spliced from 19 exons. Gene Ontology annotation, molecular function: death domain binding; protease binding. Lineage: Eukaryota; Metazoa; Mollusca; Bivalvia; Mytilida; Mytilidae. The record is from RefSeq and is a predicted model, not a curated record.
UAGAAAGGAGAAACAUCAUUACAUUUAGCAGCUUACAGGGGACGGUUAAAUGUAACCAAAUGGUUGAUAGAAGAAAAAGGAAUGGAUCCCAUGGAUAAGACUUCUGAGGGAGGUAAAACAGCAUUACACUUGGCAGCUGAGAAUAUAAUUUUUGGGUUGGAGAUAACACAAUGGCUUGUUGACGAAAAAGGAAUGGAUCCCAUGGAUAAGACAUUGCAGGAAAGUAAAACAGCAUUACAUUUGGCAGCUGAGAUUGGAAAUUUGGAGUUGACACAAUGGCUGAUUAAAGAAAAAGGAAUGGAUCCCAUGGUUAAAACAUCUAAGGGAGGUAAAACAGCAUUACACUUGGCAGCUGGGAAUAGAUAUUAUGAGUUGAAGAUAACACAAUGGCUUGUUAACGAAAAAGGAAUGGAUCCCAUGGAUAAGACAUUGCAGGAAGGUAAAACAGCAUUACAUUUGGCAGCUGAGAUUGGAAAUUUGGAGUUGACACAAUGGCUGAUUAAAGAAAAAGGAAUGGAUCCCAUGGUUAAAACAUCUAAGGGUAAGACCCCAUAUGACCUUGCAGCAGAAGACUCUGAUGAUGAGUGUGAAGAUGUGGUAGAAUACUUGCAGACUUUCAUGCCAAAAGAAGUAACACCAGGAACAUCUCAGCAGAAAUAUGCAAGACCAGCAGUUAGAGGUCUCCAAGAUAAUAUAAAGACGAUUUCGGAUAAGCAAUUUAAAAAUCUAUUAAAAAGUGGAACAUAUAAUUGUUUUUGGAAUAGAAUUUUUUUGACUGGUCGGUUUGCAGUGGGUAAAACAACUUUAGCCAAGAUUUUAGUCGGAGAUGAGGCCCCAGAACAACGCCAAUCUACAGAUGGCAUAUGGAUCUAUCUUGGAAGGGCUGGUAUGGACAUAAAAGAAAGAAGUUGGAUUUUUUUAGAGAACGGGACUAUUUUAAAUGCAACUAUACAAAGCUUCCUUAGGAGUAGAGAAAUGACACAUCGAGAUGCUGAAAAACAUAGUCACAAUAUCCCAACUGCGCCUACAGUUUUCAGCAAAACGUUCAAAAGUCGUAUACCGAUACCGAUGAAAGGUCACAUCUUUAAUACACAAGUACAGAGCUCGUCUUAUACAGGCGCCGUUAAAGGUGGUGACUAUAAUCCACGGGAAAAAGACAAAGCGUCAAAGUCUAAAGCUUUGGACAGAAUAUUCCCGAGUCGAAUACCGAUACCCCGUAAAGGUACAAAAAUCUCCGAUAUCAAAAAGCCAGAUGGCGGAAGAGGCAAGAUUAAAGAAACUUUGAUUACAGAAUCCUUGACGGACAGAAAAAUAUCAGAUGAGGAAAUUAUUAAACUUGUCCGCUCUGAAUGUAAUAAAGGAACUUACGAAAUGGUAGUUGUACCCAUAGAUUUGUGGGAUUUUGGAGGUCAAAAAAUAUAUCACAUGACUCAUCAGCUAUUCAUAUCAAGUAGAGGUGUAUUCAUCUUGAUUUUCAACGGUGGGGAAAAGAUUCAACAAGAAGACGGAGCCUACCUUGUCCAUUGGGUAAAUUCCGUUCUUACAUACUGUAAAACAUUGAAUGAAUUUGAGGAGUUUCCGAAAAUAUUAUUUGUGGCAACACAUAAGGAUCAAGUGAAAGGUGAUAUAGAGGAGCAGAGGCACUAUUUAGAAAACUCCAUUGAAAUACUCUUUCAAAAUCACGGAGGAAUAAAGCAUCUUCAGUAUCGACCACUUAUUUUUGUAGAUGCGAGAAACAAGGAAGACAAAGAAAUUGAUGUUUUGAAAAAGCAGUUAGUAGAAGUUGCAUUGAACCAUCCUCGUUGUGGAGAAUUGAUGCCGACCAAAUUUGUACCUCUUGAACUUCAGUUAGCAAAGAAAGGAGAGGAUACACAUAAAAUAAUUACAAUCGAUGAACUAAAAGACAUGAACAAACUAAACGAAAACAUGGCAUUAGAUAAUGACGAGCUGAAACUGUUUCUGAAGGUUAAUCAUGCUUUAGGAAAACUGAUCUACUUUGACGAAGCUUUCCUGAGAGAUAAAGUUAUCAUAGAUCCGGUAUUUUUGGUAGAUGUACUACGUUCAAUUGUAACCGAGGAACAGUUUUGGCCACAACAUCUUCUUCCAACAUUUAAAGCACUUAAAGACAGUGGAAAACUUCAGAAACAGGAUUUAUAUGAAAUAUGGAAACAAGAAUGCUUCCAGACGAUCAUAGAACAUAAGGAAUAUAUGGUAGAAAUGCUUGUUCAUUUGGAUAUAAUUUGUAGACAAAAAGACGAUACGAAUGGAUCUGACUUUUUCUUAAUACCAUGUAUGAUUAGUACAAAAAGAGAAGACAACUUAGAUAUACCGUUUGACAGAAGCAUUCAUUUGGCGUAUACGUUUCGGGACGAAAUUGUACCACCAGCUAUUUUAUACAAGUUUAUCGCGACUUUUGUAACAAUAUGGAAGUUACAGAUUAGUAAAAAUGCCAGCUUGAUGCUUUUUACUGACAGUGCUGAUGUAAGCAUUGACAAAGAACAUGAUAUGAGAUUUGACCUUCAGAAAAACAAAUUAAUAAUUACUCUUUCACACAAUACAAGCCGGACCUCCAUUGUAUCGACAAUUGCAUCAACAGCUCAGGAAUGUCUUACACAUGCUAUUACACAAAUUUCAAACUUUUAUUUCUCAGUUACAGAGGAUUCUGCUUGUACUUUGGAUUUGCCCUUUACAAUUCAGAUUGGUAUAGUUUGUGAUGGAAAUCUUUGCUUUUUUGACCACAAAUUUUCAUCUAUGGAUGAAUGGAUAUGUCCAGAUCAUAUAAGAAAACACAAGACAUAUAUUGUGUCCAGAUGGUUUGCAGACAAGCUACCGGCAAAAGAUGACAGAUGCUCUGACAAUUGUCUUGGUUUAGACAAAGCAUGGUUAGACAGCCUACCUGAUGACAAACAUCUUGGACGCCUAGCAGCUGAAUUGACAAUAGAAGAAACAUUGAAAAUGUAUAUGCAUUUAAAGGAAAGAAAACCAUCGCAGUCAUGGAAAAAUAUUGAGUCGUAUAGCAGAGGAGAUUUUGAUAUCAAAAUUAACGCUCUACAUGAUUGGAAGAAGAGUACAAAACACGCUACUUUCAGGAAGCUCCAGGAAAGUCUGAAGGAAGAAGAACUUAAUAUCCACAUAUUAUGUCAGAUUUUGAGAGAUGUUCAAACAGACGUAGAUCUACCAAAAGACAAGUUGAAUCUUAAACCAUCGAGUUCCGAUGUAAAACUACUGCCUAAUCAUAUUGGUAGGGAAACAUUCCAGCUUGGAAUAGAACUUGGACUAUCUGUUGUUAAAAUGCAUCAGAUACAAUCGAAUCAUGUGACAAAUCUUCGUGGACAAACAGAGGACGUCCUUAACAAGUGGCGAAAAACUGAAAAAGCUGCGUAUGAAGUUUUAGCCAAGACUCUUUAUCGCCUUGAUUUGUGUAGUGUUUUGUCAUACUUUAGUUAUGACGUAGGAGUAAAGGAGCAACUUGAAGAUAUAAUCAGGAAUAAUGAAAGCAGAAUCAAACGGAAGAUUGAAACCAACCAGAUUUUAGAUCAUAUGAUGACACAUUUGGUGAUCUCAGUAGAUGACAGACGCCGCAUUGAACAACAUGCAGGGCAAGAUGAUAGGAACAAAGCAUUGCUUGAAAUAAUACUAGAAAGGAUAGAAGUUACUUAUUUGGUGUUUUUAGAUGCACUACAAAACAGUGGAUACACAAAUCUAGCAGAUCAGUUGAAAUGUGAAAUACAAGAUUUGAGCCAAAUUGCAACGUUAGCAACAACUGAAAAUGAAGGAAUAUCAAACGUGGCUGUGCACGUGUUUGUGGUUCAACUACAGAAGAAUUACUCAAACAUCAUCAACAAUGUAAUGUAUGAGACAAUAGAAGAUCAUCUAAUGGCAAGUGAUGUCUUGACAAUUGAGGAUAACCAAAUGGUAAAAUCCGGUUCUACCCAGGAACAAAAGAACAGGGAAUUAAUGGACAAACUUUUGCGCAGAGGUGAAAAAGAAUUUACUGAAUUUCUGACAGCUUUGCGAGUUGAUAAUGCAGAAUUAGCGGAUCAAAUAGAAAAAACGGAAGUUACAAGCAGAAAUAUUUCAACCAUUCAAAGUUGCUACAAACAAUCCGAGGGAAUAUAGUUUGAAGAAUUCUGUACUUGAAAAACUAUGUAAAUUAAUACAAAUUGAAAAUAUGACAAAUUUCUGCUCAUAAACAUAAGGGAAAGUCCAGUAAAGUCAAUUUCUUGUGCUUUAAAUACAAAAAAAAACAUGAACGGGAUAUAUCACAUUACAUCGUUUAUAUGUUUACAAUGCAUAAUUAUGUAAGACAGCAGUACUACUAAAAUCAAAUGUUGCAUGUCCAAUACUGAUAAUACUAAAAUCAAAUGUUGUAAUCUAUAAAAAGUCUCCUAUAACAUUUGUGAUUUAAACCAUGAAGAUCGACCAACCUGACCACUGCGUCUUAACAAAAAACAUAGGGGGUACAUUGCGUAAUUAGGCUUAUAUCUCAAAAACUAAAGCAAUUUGUGACAAUCAGCAUUGAAACGAUGGUCAGCACAAUACGGUUAAACAAUGUAGAAAAUUGUAUUUGAAUAAUUUGUCAACCUGUCUUAAAGUUAUUGCCCUGAAAUGUUUUUUUUUUCUUCUUUUUUCUUAGUUUUUGACUGUUAUGUUGAAAAAGAUAGGAUCAAAAUUAAAAGUGUAAAUUACAAAACAUAUUCAACACAGCAAUACUAAUUUACUUCAGCAAUUUCAGAAAAUAGGGAAUUAUUACCCCUUAGAGAGUACUUUUUACCGAUAUUUACAGUUUUAUUCACAGUUUGUGUUACUGGUAUCUUAAAACUAUUGGCGCUAGGUUGAAAUGGAAACUGUGACAAAGUGAUUAGCACACAAUAUUUACAUGAUUUAUGUACCUAGAAAAUCUGGUUACUACUUUUACAUGUUUUGGGGGUGUUGUCUCUAAUGUCAAUAUAUACAGAUUUUCACAUUUUCCAUGUUUUAAGUAAAUUUGGUAACAUUGACUUUUAUUACUUGAGAAACUGAUGUUGUUUUUAUUUUUAAUAGAAAAAUAUACAGUGUUCUCAUUAUGUUGCUUUCUGUAGAUAAAUAGAUAUAUGGAAAAUUAAAGGAAAUAUGUUAAAUUGCAAAUAUUAAUUUUGACCGAUUUUGGCAGUUUUUGGCUAUUAUAUUGUAUAUUAUUUGAGAUAGGUUAAGAAUGUAAAAUGUAGAAUAUUAUCUAUCAGCUCAUUCACUGAUCUGAUUUUUAAAAAUUCACCUAAACCGCAUAGUUGAUAAGGAUAACUAUACAUAAAAGUGUAUGAUAAUGUUUCAAGUUUAGCUCAGUUAUGAGCUUUUGGUAUCGUUUGGUGACCCUUUUUAAAAAAUCAUCUCCUCUUAAAUUACUAGACUAAUUUGAAUGAUGUUUAACGUGAUUCAUGUUUUGGUAUCUAUAAUUUUUUUAUAUCUAGAAUUUUUGUUAAGUCAACAUGACAUAUAUAAAGGGGCAUAUUUUAAGUAAAUUUGGUAACAUUGACUUUUAUUACUUGAGAAACUGAUGUUGUUUUUAUUUUUAAUAGAAAAAUAUACAGUGUUCUCAUUAUGUUGCUUUCUGUAGAUAAAUAGAGUUUCAAACUUGCUUCUUAUGUCAUUUUUCCAUGUGGCACGUUUUGCAAGAAAUAAAGUUUUGAACAGUAAUUUUAGGAAAACAAGUGCAAAACAUAAGUAUUAACUAUGAACACAUUCUCGUAGGAACAUUUUCAUUUGGAAAUGAUUUUCUUGUAAAGUUAUGAACAUUUACUUUCUCAAAUAGGAAUCAAAGUAUUGGGUCACAUGAUACUACCGCACCCGAUUUAAUGUAACAAAUUCAAUGUUUUGAUUAUGCAUUUGGGGUGGCUACUUUGAGUAGCAAAAAGAGGAUUGAGUUUGAUAUGUCUGAAGAUUCUAUAAAUAUAUGUUUUUCCUGAAUCAUUACAUCAAUGUAAAUGUGGAUUAUUUGUAAAUAUAAGCGAUUAAGGAAUCUUUGAACAUCUAAACAUGUUUAUAUUGAGAUGAUGGGCUCACGAAUCAUUGUAAAUAAAAAUGGUUAUAUAAUCUUAUAAGCUUUUUUUGUAUAAUUCCACCUUAUGCAAUAAUGCUGUAUUUUGAUUGGAUGAGUGGUAUUUUUCACAAAUUUUCUAUAUAUUGAGAUUUUCUUUUCUCUGUCGGUUUAUUUGUCAUAAGGGAAUUCCAUGUGCCGGGGUAUAUGCUAGCAAAUACCAUGGCAGAUAGGAAAUACCAUGUCUAAAAAUAACGUGACGUCUGAAGACCUCUGGACUUUUCGUUGAGAUGGAUACAAAGAACAUUCGGUGGAAUUAAACAAUUAUAUCAUUCUUACAACGAGUAUUUUUCCAAAAAUACCGGUUUCGAGGUAUACAAAUUUCCUUCGCCUAACGGCUCUGUGAUAUUCAAAUUUAUUUAGUGCUGAUUUUAGUGUUUGAUGUACUUGUUUGCCUCUUGUCAUCAUGGUCAUGAUGUGUACUUGCCAAUAAAAUAGUGAACGAAA